AUGGAUCAAGGUGCAGUCUCUGCUCUCCGCUCGGCCACCUCUAGCGUCGCUCCACUGGGCCGAAGCGCCUUUGCAUCCCUCUUGACUCAGCUGCGUCAAAAGCGCAGUGCCUUGCCACAAGCUCUGGCUCUAGCAGCCAUCUUUCAAGCCGAAGGGCUUUUCAGCUUCCUCAAGACGUAUCUGUACAAGUUUGUCGCUAAUCGCCUCUUCUUUCAGGCUCACAUUAAUGGACAUGGAUGGAGCUGGUUGAAACGAUGGAUCGCUGCUCAGCCUACUGCCAAGGAAUUGCGCAGCUUCGAGAUCGAAGAAGUCAGGCCCAAGUCUCAUGAAGCGCCAGCUUGCGUCGUCUCCACCCAGCCGCAAUGCAGCAAGGUGUGGUUGCUAGUUGACAGGAGCAGCGGCAUCUCCACGCCCGUCACCGUCCAUACCUUGCUGCGCUUCGCUCUCGCCAAGCUCUGCGGCUUCUUGUGCAGAUCCUCGGUGCCCACGACGCUCAUAUCGUACGAGCUGGAGAGAACGUACGAAGGCAAUUCUAGUUCACCUUCUCACUUUACUCGCAUCCAAAUGAUGACGCGCCACCGUCAACAUUUCGAAGAGCUGCUGUGCACCAUUCGAGGUGAGGAUGAGGUGGCGCGGUCAGAUCUGACGAUGGUGUACGAGGUGGUGGAUGACGAGUGGGAAGAGGCUUGCGAUAUCCCUCUCAAGCCUUGGCACUCUGUCAUCUUGGCCGAGGGCAAAGCCGAAGCUUUGCUAGAGGAUGUCCAGUCAUUCGUCGCUUCGGCGCCGUGGUACGAGAAGCACGGAUUGCCUCACAGGCGCGGCAUUCUGCUCUACGGCCCUCCCGGCACAGGCAAGACGAGCGUCGCGACGGCAUUGGCGGGCAAGCUAAAGCAAAAUUUGCACACCAUCAACCUGGCUGGUCUUACCGAUGCUACUUUUGCUCGACUAGUGAGGUGCACCUACAGCGCUGUCCUGCUUUUGGAAGACAUCGAUUCCAUCUUUACGGCCGACAGGCAGAGUUCGGAUGAAAGGAGCCAAGUCACCUUUUCUGGUCUCUUGAACGCUCUGGACGGAGUGUUGGCUUCCACAAAGGGUCUCAUUGUGCUUGCCUCUACAAAUCACAUCGAAAGGAUUGAUCCGGCAUUGAUAAGACCUGGACGUUUCGACUUGCGCAUGUUCGUCGGCAAUGCUACGUAUCAACAAGCUCAAGCCCUCUUUCUCAACAUCUACACCGACCUGGAUACCCGAGCAGACUUUUUGCAGCAGCUCGAGCAAGCGCGGCAAGGCGAGGCCUGUACUGUGUCAGCACGCCAGGAGUCCGAAGCCGUCGAGAUUUCGGACGAAGCACAGAAGCCGCUCGUCAAGGAUGCUUGGACUUUGAGUCUCAGCAGACCCAUCACUCCUCCCGUCACUCCUCCCAAUAAGCUGAUGGAGUACGACGAGGAGGUGGAUGGUGCCGGUGCAGAUCAGGGCGCAGCAUGCAUCGAUCCGCCCGUGGUCGCAUUCGACACUUGCUCGACAGCAAACAAGGCAGGACGCACCGUGCAGGACGCGGUCGGCGCAAAGGUAUACGGCUCCUCUCUCUGGUCUCAAUCGCUCGACUUCGCUUCGCGCAUUCCGGAACCUACGCAUACGAAGGCCACUGCGGCAGGAGAGGCGGACACAGUCACGGGCGUGGGCAUGGCUGCGCUUCAGGGCUUUCUUGUUCGAAGGAGAGGUAGACCUGAUGCGGCAGUAGCUGACGUGGAAAGCUGGAUCAUCGGCGGCAUGUCCUCUGAUGAUUCUGGGCCGGUAGUCAGUUUGUGA
Molecule: messenger RNA, 1806 nt
Organism: Ceraceosorus bombacis
Lineage: Eukaryota; Fungi; Basidiomycota; Exobasidiomycetes; Ceraceosorales; Ceraceosoraceae
Source: the annotation of a GenBank genome assembly